CGGCCGAGCCGCCAGCAGCAUCCUGAGUUCCUGACGCGACGCCCAAACCGCAAGGUGCCGAUCGAGUGGGCCAAAUGGCACAGAUUCCAAACCUCGAUAACGCGCCGCUCAAUCUCACUGCCCUCAGGGAGCAGUCACAGAAGGAACUCGUCAGCAUAAUCAAGAGCAUCAUGGGGAACAAGUGUCUGGUCAUCGAUCCGAAGCUCGCGGGCACCCUCUCGCUGAUCCUGCACACCUCGGUGCUAAAGGAACAUGUCACAGAGCUGCGGAUCCUCUCCGCCGACCCUGUGCAGACGGAGUGCCCCAAGGUGGUGUACCUUGUUCGGUCCCAGCUCAGCUUGAUGAAAUUCGUGGCAAAUCAGAUCAAGAACGACGAAUCCAAGGGCCUCCAGAGGGAAUACCACCUCUAUUUUGUGCCACGUCGUGUAGUUGCCUGUGAGAUGAUUCUGGAGGAAGGGAAAGUUCAUCAGAAGUUGGCAAUAAUCGGAGAAUAUCCCUUGUAUCUGGUUCCGUUGGAUGAGGAUGUCAUUUCUUUUGAGCUUGGUGAUGAUGACUAUUCCUCGCAGGAAUGUCGCCUUAUUGAAGGGGAUACGGCGACUUCUGUGUGGCACAUUGCAGAAGCUAUCCAUAGGCUAGAGCUUGCCUUUGGAGUCAUCCCCAAUGUUAGAGCCAAGGGUGUGGCAUCAACCAAAGCUGCCCAGCUGCUCAACCAUAUGCAUCUCCAAGACCCUGUCCACAUGGAUGACAUGGGGAUUCCGGAGAUAGAGACCGUUAUCUUGCUAGAUCGAGAGGUGGAUAUGGUGACACCAAUGUGCUCUCAGCUGACGUAUGAAGGCCUCUUAGACGAGAUGCUGGAAAUUCACGACGGAUCUGUGCAAGUUGAUGCCGGCAUCAUGGGCGCCCAACAAGAUGGGAAAAAGGUCAAGGUUCCACUCAAUUCGAGCGAUAAGUUGUACAGGGAGAUUCGAGACCUCAACUUCCAUGUUGUGCUUCGGGUCGUCCACCAAAAGGCAACGUCUAUUCAGCAAGAUUACGCGCAAGUGAAAUCCACGAAUACGCAGUCGGUUUCUGAGCUCAAGGACUUUGUGAAAAGGUUACACUCCCUACCGGAGAUAACCAGGCAUGUUAAUUUGGCGCACCAUCUGCAAUCCUUUGCUGGAAAACCCUUGUUUCAUGCCCGAGUAGAGAUUGAGCAAAAGAUACUGGAGGCGAAGGACUAUGAUACGUGUUACAAGUACAUUGAGGAGAUCAUACAGAAGCAAGAGCCUAUUGAGACUGUGCUUCGCCUUCUGGUGUUAUUUUCCCUUACAAAUGCUGGGUUGCCGAGGAAGAAUUUCGACUACCUGAGGCGGGAGAUACUGCACAGUUAUGGCUUUGAGCACAUGCCCUUGUUGUACAAUCUGGAAAAGGCUGGCCUUGUUAAAAGGCGGGAAUCGAGGAGUAAUUGGGCUGUUAUUAGGAGAGCUCUCCAGCUUAUAGUUGAUAUAAAGGAUCCUGAUUCCCCUGAUGAUAUGUCAUACGUCUUUGCUGGAUACGCGCCUCUUAGUAUUCGCCUUGUUGAGCAUGCUAUGAGGUCUGGAUGGCAAUCUAUUGAAGAAGUGUUGAAAUUAUUGCCGGGCCCUCGUCUGGAUUUGAAAAGAGGUGUCUCGACCAUUAGUGGUUCAUCAGAAUUGCUACCAGACGGGGCACAGCAGAAUACCGACAGGGUUGGCCGUCGCUCCGUUGUUCUGGUUGUGUUUGUUGGUGGCGUAACAUUUGCUGAGAUUGCCGCGCUUCGAUUUCUUGGUGCACAGGAAGGAAUGGGCUAUGACUUCGUGGUUGCAACAACAAAGGUCAUCACUGGCAACACAUUACUAAGACCAAUUAUAGCCAGCAGCAAACAGAGGAUGAUUUAGUUGUCUUUGCUGUGAAUACCCCCUUUUGAUUGUACAAAGCAUCACAAACCCAUGCCCAGGAGGGGAUUUUCCUUGUUCAGUUCAGGGCCACUUUUUAUUCUGCCACUGGAAAUGCUAUUGCUUGUGCUCUUGCAUUCGAGUCUUGUAUUUUCUUGUCAGAUAAAGCGUGUAAAUUGAUAGCUCCUGUACAGACAUAGAUGCUCCGCAAACAUCGAUUUGAAGGAUCUGCAAUUAUCUAUGGACAUGACAAAAAUGUGUUGCAAUUCAAUUUACGCACUUAUGUACAGUAACAGUCCCACCGUUCAACACAAUGGUGAUAAAAGUUACGCGGAGCCAUUUACAAGCCAGCAUCAGAUUCUUUUGCUAACUCCAAGAAACAUGCUAAAGUAACUAGCAAACCAAGCCACAGUCCUUAACUGCCCCGAACAUCUCAUGGCUCUUCAGGGUUUGACAUUCUUGUCUCUGUAAGCAUCUUUCAUUUGUUUCUAUCCAUAAGUUUGUCCUGGUCUGUACUGUCAAGUGUCUGCUAGAGAUCUCGAGUUCUUUGCAAUAUUCACUUCGAUGUUAUGGGGGGAAUACAUGGUUCUAAACAGCAAUCAGUUUGUCUUUUGUAUCACAAUCAUCGUCUUCACAAGUCACUGUGCCCAGCCUAGUGGAGUAUGGUUUUGUUCUCAGUUUGAAAGUAAAACAUGUAUAUUGAACUGAGAUAUAUGGAAAAUGGGAAACAAAUUAAUGUUCUUCCAUAUUA
Messenger RNA from Triticum aestivum (bread wheat), 2643 nucleotides. Its product is annotated as vacuolar protein-sorting-associated protein 33 homolog. Gene Ontology annotation, biological process: vesicle-mediated transport. The record is from RefSeq and is a predicted model, not a curated record. The transcript has a single exon. NCBI's taxonomy places the organism in Eukaryota, Viridiplantae, Streptophyta, Magnoliopsida, Poales, Poaceae. The coding region runs from base 75 to 1895 and encodes 606 amino acids.